UUUUAAACACCACAUAGACUUUCGCUUGGAACUUGCAUUUGUUCAGUUCCCAGCCUGCAGGAUUCAGCCUCUUCUGUCUGUGUUAAUUUCACGACUGGGAAUGUGCAUCUCUGCUUCGCUUUCCUAGAGCACUGGGGGAGACUAGGGAUUUGGGGGGACUGAGGACAGGGUAAAUUGCAGUCUCCUGCUUCUUUGCUUGUAGAUUUCCCCUCCCUGUGCACCCCUUGCCUUCUCUCUCUGCUCUGUUUGGGGGCUCAGGUUUAGAAUAUCCUUGCACAGAGGAAUCAGUGAGUGAGACAUCUCUCAGCUACACAAAUUGGCUGCCUAGUUGCUUGCUGCCUCGAGGAAGUUUCUCCAGUACCUGACGCUUCGUGGUGAGGAGAGUGAGGUAGUGACGGACCUACCCCAGCCCCUGUCUUGGCUCCAAACCAGGAGUGGCUUUUCUCUCUCUCCCCUUGGGUGGAGAUUCUGGAUUAAAACAGCGAAAUGAACGGGACCUUUUUCAACCAGACUGUCAUGGAGCAAGGAGUUUAUUCCAACAGGACCCAGGACCUGGGCACUUUGAUGGGUUGUUGCAACGGCACCAGCUCGGUGGUGGCCAGCGAUGGCGGGUCGUCCAUCCUGUUGCCCGAUGAGAGGAGCCUCUACAUUACGCGGGUGGUCCAGAUUGCUGUACUCUGCAUCCUCUCCUUGACUGUGGUGUUCGGGAUCUUCUUUUUGGGCUGCAACUUGCUCAUCAAGUCGGAGAGCAUGAUUAACUUUUUGGUCAAGGACCGCAGACCGUCCAAGGACGUGGGAGCUGCCAUCAUGGGGCUGUACUGAGAGGAUCCCGGGAGUCUGUAGGCAAGCGAACGGUAUGGAAUUCCGGUCGAGAGGUGCAAUCCCAUGCACAUGGGGGGGCCGGGUGUGGAAUCCGGACUUCUUGCAACCUGCUGGUGUACAGGGUAAAUCAACCCUCCUGUGUUGAAUGAAAUACGUGCUGGCGAAAGGGACGGAGACAUCUUUCCGGCUCUGUGUGAAGCACAAAAAUAAAAUUGUCAUCCUAAUGUUGCAUGCCGAAAUGUUUGACGUUUUGCAUGAAAACUUGCAAAAACAAAGUGAAGGUUUGGAAUCUUUUUGGCUGUUACCUUGAAUACUGUUACCUGUUUCUUAAGGCUUUUUUUAAAAAACCAAACAAGUGAAAUGUGGUGUGCAAGCCAAUUCAAUGAAAUGUUUGUGGGGGCAGGGAAAGUGGGGUGCUCUUUGGGUCUUAAAGCCAAGACUGCAUGCUAAUGAACGUGCCUGUCUGUUUCUAUUUUCGGACCUCAAGCAUGGAUCCUUUUGUAAAUCAAGUGUUUUGUAAUUGGGAAAAACACGUUCUUUUUGUGGUUUGUUUUUAAAUGCCUGAGAUCUCCUCGUCCAUGAACUGGGCGUUUCUUUCAUUUAAUUAAAUCUACUUAUUUAUUGACACUAUAUUGAAGGAAGAAAAGGUAAAACAAAAGCAUGGCUUUGUUUUGGGACCUUUUUCGAAUGCAACAUUGUUAACUCCUUGGGGUUUUUUUUUUUCUUUUUGUAGUUUUGAAAACCAGUGAAAGUUGAAAAAAACAAAAACCUGUUUCAAAUGA
Molecule: messenger RNA, 1604 nt
Organism: Chrysemys picta bellii (western painted turtle)
Lineage: Eukaryota; Metazoa; Chordata; Testudines; Emydidae
Gene: RPRML
Product: reprimo like
Source: RefSeq, a predicted model, not a curated record